AUGUUCUCGCGAUCGUUUACGGUGUUCGCCGUGUUGGCGACCGUCGCCGCCUUACCGACUACUGACCGCCCGGUCCCAGUACCAAUAACAACAAUUUACAACGAAGACAUUGAAAGGCCAUGGCUAUCAUUCCCCUUGUUUGGAAAUCUUUUUGAACCACUGUGGAGGCUGUUACCCAGCUUCGCCGACAUCGGUCCUAAGAUUAUCAACGAGGACGACCAAUUUCAAGUUAUUAUCAAUGUGAAAGACUACAAAAAGGAGGAUCUGAAAGUCAAGGUAAAAGGCGACUUCAUCUUCAUCCAGGGUACACAUGAAACGAAACAGGAUGACCAUGAUGUUUUUGCCAGCCAAUUCUUCCACACGUAUACUUUGCCGGCGAAUGCUAGCGCCUCUGAUGUUACCGCUCAAAUGACAAGCGAUGGGAUCCUGAUAGUAAAGGCUCCAGUCAACGGUCCAGUGAACAGAGUGAAGGAUGAAGAUAGAGAAGUCCCUAUCGUCGAAACCGACAAGCCGUUCGCUGAAGAAGAAAAGACAGAGAAACCGAUUGAAACGACCCAGGCAUCAGCUGCCACAGUUACUGCAGAAGAUGAAAGGAAAGAGCCAACGACUCCAUCUACCAAGGAGGAUAUAACCGAGAAAGACAACGUUAUUCCCCACGGAAACGAGGGUCAAUUGUAA
Messenger RNA from Arctia plantaginis, 678 nucleotides. NCBI's taxonomy places the organism in Eukaryota, Metazoa, Arthropoda, Insecta, Lepidoptera, Erebidae. The record is from the annotation of a GenBank genome assembly.